UCUGCUCUUUGUCACGCAGAUAGAAUCCAACAUGAGCGACAUGCUGAAAAUUCAGGCUGAUCAGGUCGUUGACCUCAAAGAAUGGGAGCAACGCUGGGAGGAAAACCAAAUUAGCUUUCAUAAGCCACAAGUACACGAGAUGCUGGAAAGUCAUAUUGACAAAGUUUUGGCUGGGCGAACAGGAGUUCGCUUCUUCUUUCCUCUGUGUGGGAAAGCUGUGGAUAUGAAGUGGCUAGCAGACAUGGGGCAUUCAGUGGUAGGAGUGGAAAUCGCAGAAAAAGCCAUUCAACAAUUCUUUAUGGAGAACAACAUGACAUACAGUGAGGAAGCUGUCCCUGCUAUGCCUGGAGUAAAGGUUUUCAGGAACUCCGAGAAAAACAUCUCCGUGUAUAACUGCGAUCUGUACAGCGUGUCUAGUUCAGUUGUAGGUCAGUUCGGGGCUAUUUGGGACAGAGGAUCUCUCGUGGCCAUCAACCCAAGAGACAGAGAAAAAUAUGCGUCUCUCAUUAUGUCUUUGAUGGCCCAGGACUGCAAAUACCUUUUGUCCACAUUGAUGUACAAUCCUGAACUUUAUAAAGGCCCUCCUUUUGUUGUACCUGGUGAGCAAGUACUUGGACUUUUCGGAAAACAGUGCAAUGUAGAGCUUCUCCUAUCACAGAACGCCCUUGAAAACAUACACGUGGCUUUGGGCUUGGACUACCGUCUUGAGCAACUUUAUCUCAUCACUCCAAAGAUUAGUUAAAGAUGGAUGAAUUAGCAAUGAUUAAAAAAAAAAAAAAUCCAUGAAUGCAUUGAUUGAUAAAAUACUUGAUCAGUAUUGUAUUAUUUUUCAUGGAAAUCAAGUAUCUUAUUUCAGCAUACAACAUGGCAUGUUAACACUGUACACAUCAAGUUAAAUACGUUGAUAUGUGAAUAAAGUCUAUCUCAUCUA
Molecule: messenger RNA, 931 nt
Organism: Hippocampus zosterae (dwarf seahorse)
Lineage: Eukaryota; Metazoa; Chordata; Actinopteri; Syngnathiformes; Syngnathidae
Product: probable thiopurine S-methyltransferase
Exons: 9
Coding region: 32-742 (236 amino acids)
Molecular function (GO): thiopurine S-methyltransferase activity
Source: RefSeq, a predicted model, not a curated record